UUUGAGCUAAAGAUAAUGGCCGAACGCAAACGCAACUGGGACAAGGAGGACGACCUGCCGGUUUAUCUCGCCCGACCGGGAACGACUGACCAGGUACCCCGGCAAAAAUACGGUGGUAUGUUUUGCAAUGUGGAAGGAGCCUUCGAGAGCAAAACCAUAGAUUUUGAUGCCCUGAGUGUCGGGCAGCGAAGUUCCCGGACCGCUAAAACACAGAAUAAACGGGAAGCAUCUCAAGAAGUGAAGAGUCCCGACAGUGAGAAAACCAGCCCGUGUACGGAGACUCUCUCUGGAGAGCCCGAGCCGAGAGAUUCCGGCAUAGAAAUAAAAACUACCGGAGGAAAAGAGGUCCUUCAGAACCUUGACGACUUGAAGAGCGACAGGCUUCUGAUCAAAGGAGGCAGGAUCGUCAAUGACGACCAGUCGUUUUACGCCGAUAUCUACAUGGAAGAUGGCCUCAUCAAGCAAAUUGGAGACAACCUGAUCGUCCCAGGCGGGGUGAAGAUCAUCGAGGCCAAUGGGAAGAUGGUGAUUCCUGGGGGCAUCGACAUCCACACCCACUUCCAGAUGCCCUACCGGGGCACCACCACAGUGGAUGACUUUGCCCAGGGCUCCAAGGCCGCCUUGGCUGGAGGGACCACCAUGAUUGUGGACCAUGUGAUCCCUGACCCGGGCAGCAGCCUGAUCGAAGCCUUCGAUCGCUGGAGGGAGUGGGCGGACGAGAAAGCCUGCUGCGACUACUCCCUGCACGUGGACAUCACUCACUGGAACGACAGCGUCAAGCAGGAGGUGGAGACCCUGAUCAAGGAGAAAGGAGUGAAUUCCUUCCAGGUCUACAUGGCAUAUAAGGACCUGUACCAGAUGAGUAACAGUGAGCUGUAUGAGAUCCUCACUUUCCUGGGGGAGCUGGGAGGCAUCGUGCAGGUCCAUGCAGAGAACGGAGAGAUCAUCGCCGAGGAACAAGCACGGAUGUUGGAGAUGGGAAUCACUGGGCCCGAGGGUCAUGUCCUGAGCAGGCCAGAGGAGCUCGAGGCUGAGGCGGUGUUCCGAGCCAUCACCAUCGCCAGCCAGACCAACUGCCCCCUGUACGUGACCAAGGUCAUGAGCAAGAGCGCGGGCGACAUCAUCUCCCAGGCCAGGAAAAAAGGUAAUGUUGUGUUUGGUGAGCCAAUCACAGCCAGUCUUGGGACAGAUGGGACACACUACUGGAGUAAGAACUGGGCCAAGGCAGCUUCCUUUGUGACAUCACCUCCACUUAGUCCAGAUCCCACCACCCCAGACUACCUGAAUACCUUAUUGGCCAGCGGUGAUCUGAGCGUGACAGGAAGCGCCCAUUGUACCUUCAGUGUGGCCCAGAAGGCCAUUGGAAAGGACGACUUCACCCAGAUCCCGGAGGGGGUCAACGGUGUGGAGGAGAGGAUGGCACUGAUCUGGGACAAGGCAGUGGUCACUGGCAAAAUGGACGAGAACAUGUUUGUCGCUGUGACGAGCACCAACGCGGCCAAGAUCCUCAAUCUGUACCCCCGGAAGGGCCGGAUUGCUGUGGGCUCUGACAGCGACCUUGUCAUCUGGGACUCGGAUGCUGUCAGGACGAUCACAGCUAAGACGCACAACUCGGCCGCCGAGUACAACGUCUUCGAGGGCAUGGAGCUGCGUGGCGCCCCCCUGGUGGUCAUCUGCCAGGGCAAGAUCGUCCUGGAGGACGGGAACUUGCAUGCCACCUCCGGGACAGGACGGUUCAUCCCCUGCACCCCCUUCCCUGACUUUGCCUACAAGCGAGUCAAGGCCAGGAAACAGCUGGCUGUUCUGCGGGCAGUUCCUAGGGGCAUGUACGAUGGGCCUGUGUCUGACUUCACCCCCAUGUCCCGUGGCGGAACCCCGUCCGCCUCCACCCGCACCUCCCCCACGAAACAGACCCCACCUGUUAGGAACCUCCACCACUCUGGCUUCAGUCUAGCAGGUAACCCUGCGCAACGCGGUGCCCCCACCACAGAGGAAACCCCCAUCCGGCCAGCAGGACGGCGUAUAGUAGUGCCCCCUGGUGGCCGCUCUAACAUUACAUCUCUGAGCUAAAGUUAGAAAAAAGAGAAAGAAAACCACAGCCACUGGGAAAGGAGACAUGAUUGGUUAAAGUUUAUGUCAGACAAAACACUGAAUCCUCAUGCCUUACCAAUCACGAAUGCUACCUGCUAUAGCUUUAAGAGCAUAGUAUUCCUUCUCCUCAGAAAUCCCAGGUCAGGCAGUGGAACCAACAACAUGUAAAAACAUAUAGGCUCUGGAGUUAUUUCGUGGUUAAAGGUCAUACCGUCACACACACUGUCAGUGUUCUGAAGCUAAGCUUUUAUCCCUGAAGAAUACAAUGACCUCUAGGUAACUUUACGACAGGACAGAAAAUUUCUCCUAAUUGCUCAUAUUAUAGCAUCUCACUUAACUAUCCUCCUCUGUCUGAGUGUAGUUAUAUCACCAUCAUUACUAAGUACAACGAAGAACAGUUCAAACCUGUUGAUACGUAUUCCUAAAGCAAGGCUCACAGAAUGCCAUUCUGGGAAACCAACUGUCUAUUACCUGCUUGGUGCAUGUUUCCCAAUUUCAUAAUUUUUCAGUGUUGCUUCAUUUUGUAACGCACUUAAAUGUUCUUUCCUCAAAAGGGUUUGUUUGAAUGUGAGGCAGUAGAAAUCAUGGAUGAAUCUGAACUAUUUUCCAUAGUUCUAUCUUCAUUUUCCUGGAUUUUUCCAUGUUUUGAAUAUCCUGUGACCAGUGCCUCACAGAUAAAUGCUUGUGUACACUGAUGAUAUACAGUACUUCACUAUACUUUCAAUAGCAAUUCAGUCAUUUCCUCUUUGUCUGCAAGUGUGUUUUCUAGGAAAAGGAAUACUAUUUCAGAAUGUUGCUUUGUUUUUUGUUUGUUUUUUUUUUUGGUUAAGCUUUCAAUGUCUCUUACUAGUUUGCGAUAGUCCAUAGCGAUGAUAACAUGCAAUACCAUCAACCAUAGAUAGGUGGCAAUGUGAGUCUGAUAGAUGUAAUGUAGCUUUGUGAAUGAUGUUGUUUGCUGUAUCCUUGGGUUAUUAAACCAGGAAUAUUUGAUAGCGUAAUAAUUUAAAAAAAAACAAGAUAAAGUGUACCUGGUGUACAGAUUUUGUACACAUGCAAGAAGGCGUUGGUAGAGGAGGUUUUCAUGUUUUUCAACGCGCUCUUCGCUGGCUGCAUUGUGGGUGAUUGUUCUUUGCAUUUGCUUGUUAAUCUCAAUCUUAAGCUUAAUGCCUGUUCUAAUCUUACAUUUAGCUAACAAUCUGGGAAAAGGAAAUUCAGUCUUCAGGAAAAAAUGAAAUACAAAAUGUCAUUUUCUAGCAUAUUUAACUUUGGCCAUGCAAGUGAUAUUGGGAGUUUUGAAAAUAUGAAGAAAAAAAAGAGAAAAAACCUGCAUUGAAAUAACAACAAUGUAACACUGACCUUUAAUCACUGACUUUUAAUUUUCCCUUUAACAGUAUAGACUCCCUCUUUUCCUAAUGUGAUCAAAUGCUGAGAAUGCCUAGCCACUGCUCCAUGAUCAGAGAGGAGCAGUUCUCAGUUCAGGCCUUCAGUAAAAGCAUACAUUUAGCACCAUGGCUUCAACUGAGUUGAGACUCCAUUCUGGCAGACUAGAUGGGUGCAAAAUUUUGCCCUUAAAUUGGUUUGGAAUGGGGUCUGUCCUAUUAUGUGGUGACUUUCUGACAUCUCUCAGCAGUACUGACUCCAAAUUGCAAACCUCACAGUGACCAUGACAUUAGAGAGAGAGUCUUGUCAUUAGCCAGCACCCAAUAAAGACCUUUUAAUGUGUGGGGAGAGCUUGUUGAUCUUGUUGUCAUUCAGAAAGUUUCUGGAUGCCUCUCCUCUCAUAUUACAAUGCACAGAAAUGGGGCUUGAAUGAUUUUUUUGUAUGUUUUUUUUGUGCUCAGUGAGGGAAGGAAUGCUGUUGCUUGCUGGGUGCCAUUUUUAGCGAUCCCAAUCAACUGAUGAGGAGAGGUGAUGUUUUACAGAGAAACAGAAUUCCAGACAUUUCAAAGGGUUGUUCUAUUUAUGUUAGUCUGACUGUUUUUAUGUUCUUCUUUUUUUUACCAUUUUAUCAAUAACCCAGAAAAUGGCAGGUCGAAAACAGACAAUGAAUUGUUGAGUGGUUGUAUGAAUUUUUCCUGAAUAAACAUGAGUUGCAAUCCAA
Messenger RNA from Megalops cyprinoides (Indo-Pacific tarpon), 4192 nucleotides. It is a transcript of the gene dpysl3, whose product is annotated as dihydropyrimidinase like 3. The record is from RefSeq and is a predicted model, not a curated record. Gene Ontology annotation, molecular function: hydrolase activity, acting on carbon-nitrogen (but not peptide) bonds, in cyclic amides. Gene Ontology annotation, biological process: actin crosslink formation. Gene Ontology annotation, cellular component: cytoplasm; cytosol. The transcript has 14 exons. Bases 16 to 2070 code for a protein of 684 amino acids. Lineage: Eukaryota; Metazoa; Chordata; Actinopteri; Elopiformes; Megalopidae.